AACAUUCGCUGAGUUCAUACUGUUUAACUUUAAUAGAAAAAUAUAUAAAAGAUCCCCCUUGUUCCCUUGGGAGCCAAUCAGAUUUGCGUUACACGUCAAUGCAACAGAAUGGAGAGCGGAGCUACUGCGGAUCAGUGCAUAUAGCAUUAGCGGCCAGGGUGGGAUAGGCAAGAGAGACGUUUCAGAUACAGUGCGAGAGAGAGUAACAGUCUCCCACUCGAGCACAACCUUGGACGAUACAAACAUGAGUAGUCAGUACGACGACGAGAGCCGCGACCGAAGCGAAUGUAAAAGCAAGUCGCCCACCGUACUUUCCUCCUACUGCAUAGACAGUAUACUGGGCAGAAGAAGCCCGUGUAAAGUCAGACAACUGGCAGCGCAAAGUUUGCCAGCACCCGUCAGACAGGACCACGACCAGUCAACCGAAGUCACCUCUAAAGAGAACUCGUUUGACUCGGACAUGCACCUGCCGCCCAAACUGCGCCGGCUAUACGGCCCUGGGGGGAAGUACCUGGACUCCGGGAGGGGGUUUCACGAGCACCUAGAGAAGGGUGAGAGGGAGAGACUGCUGGACCAAGCCUGUGAGAGUCUCAAAAUCAGCCACGCGCCACAAGUUAGCAUCAGCCGUAGCAAGUCGUACAGGGAGAACGCGCCCUUCAGCCAGAGCGAUGAAGGCCAGAGUCCCGAGCACACGGCCCAGGAACUGGUGGAGCUCAGCACUCUGAAGUUUGAAGAGGAUGUUGUCAAAGAGGAGGCGUGCGGAGACGCCAGUCUGUCUCCGAAGGAUGAAGAGAGCAUGCACAACGAUGGGGAUGUAAAAGAUGGAGAGGACAGUGUGUGUCUAUCGGCCGGCAGCGACUCGGAGGAAGGGAUGCUUAAACGAAAGCAGAGAAGAUACAGGACUACCUUCACCAGCUAUCAGCUGGAGGAACUGGAGAGGGCCUUCCAAAAAACACACUACCCUGAUGUGUUCACCAGAGAGGAGCUCGCGAUGAGGCUGGAUCUGACAGAAGCGCGCGUGCAAGUUUGGUUUCAAAACCGAAGGGCAAAGUGGAGGAAACGUGAAAAGGCAGGAGUCCAGGCUCACCCCUCGGGCCUGCCCUUUCCUGGGCCGCUGGCAGCCGCUCACCCCCUGAGUCACUACCUAGAAGGAGGACCAUUCCCACCUCACCCUCACCCUGCUCUGGAGUCAGCAUGGACUGCCGCAGCCGCUGCUGCUGCUGCAUUCCCAGGCCUGGCUCCGCCCCCAAACAGCUCCGGCCUCUCUCCUGCCACACCCCUCGGCCUAGGAACCUUCCUGGGCACAGCGAUGUUUAGGCAUCCAGCCUUUAUUGGACCCACUUUUGGCAGACUCUUCUCAAGUAUGGGUCCUCUGACCAGUGCUUCCACGGCCGCCGCUCUCUUGCGCCAAACUGCACCGCCAGUGGAGGGUCCCGUGCAGCCGCCGGCAAACCUGCCAGACCCGCCAUCUUCCUCAUCCUCUAUGGCCGCCGACCGCAGGGCAUCCAGCAUCGCAGCACUGCGUCUCAAAGCAAAGGAACAUUCGGCCCAGUUGACCCAACUGAACAUCCUGCCGUCCGGCACUGCAGGAAAGGAAGUAUGCUGAUCCUUCUCCUUAAAAACAAAACAAAAUAUUAAAGAAACCAUCUCAACAAAAAGCACAACCAAAUCCAUAUAGCACUAGCACACCGGAGACCCAUCCGACUCUGGAGUCAUCGCCAAAUCACAGAGCUGCCCACUGGACAUCAUCACUAAAAUGUACACAGUGCAUCAAACAUGUUUCAAAACCCUGAACAUAAAGAGUGUAAUGUAGGCACCUCAGAGGG
Rhinichthys klamathensis goyatoka is the source of this 1826-nucleotide messenger RNA. RefSeq names its product aristaless related homeobox a (gene arxa). Gene Ontology annotation, biological process: regulation of transcription by RNA polymerase II. The record is from RefSeq and is a predicted model, not a curated record. The transcript is spliced from 5 exons. Gene Ontology annotation, molecular function: RNA polymerase II transcription regulatory region sequence-specific DNA binding; DNA-binding transcription factor activity, RNA polymerase II-specific. Bases 245 to 1606 code for a protein of 453 amino acids. Lineage: Eukaryota; Metazoa; Chordata; Actinopteri; Cypriniformes; Leuciscidae.